Messenger RNA from Stomoxys calcitrans (stable fly), 17708 nucleotides. RefSeq names its product transcriptional activator protein Pur-alpha (gene Pur-alpha). The transcript is spliced from 9 exons. Gene Ontology annotation, molecular function: purine-rich negative regulatory element binding; RNA polymerase II transcription regulatory region sequence-specific DNA binding; DNA-binding transcription factor activity, RNA polymerase II-specific. The record is from RefSeq and is a predicted model, not a curated record. The coding region runs from base 448 to 1308 and encodes 286 amino acids. NCBI's taxonomy places the organism in Eukaryota, Metazoa, Arthropoda, Insecta, Diptera, Muscidae. Gene Ontology annotation, biological process: regulation of transcription by RNA polymerase II. Gene Ontology annotation, cellular component: nucleus.
GUAUAUUGUGUGUAAUGUGCAAUCAAUGGAAUGGAAAUUGUCAACUUAUUACAUAGUGUCUGAACGAAGGAAUAUGUUAUAUACUGCAUGUAAUGAGUGUGUGUGGUAAAGUGAACAGUGUGGUGUAAAGUGUGAAAGCGGAGUUUAACUUGUGUAAGACGCGCGCGAACGACACUCACACGCUACCUGGUAACACCGUACUGGCUGGAUUAUUGUGACGCCAAAUUCAAAGCAAGACUUAAUGGUAGCACAAUUUACGCGGUGAGCAAGGUGUGCGCAACGGAUCAAUCACACAGAAAGGAUACAUAAAGGACACAAUAAAAAUCCUCCAGGAAAGUAGAUUGGAUAAAGCCGCAUAAGAGGAUUAAUAGAUAGCCGGACCUGAUAUAACAUCACUGUAAAAAGUUACUAAUAAGACAUCCGUUAAAAAAAAACUCAAAAGCGAAAAUGUCAGAUAUUGGAAGCGGUGAUGGAGAUCUCGGAGGAUCAAAAUACAAUGCUCCCAGCAGCAUGGAUGGUACAGGGCGAUGUGAUUUUGAUCCGUCGGUAAAAGCUCCUCAAGGACAAACCGAACAGGAGUUGGCUACCAAAAUGCUGCAAAUACAAUCUAAGAGAUUUUAUUUGGAUGUUAAACAAAACCGACGUGGACGUUUUAUUAAAGUCGCUGAGAUUGGGGCUGAUGGCAGGCGCAGUCAAGUUUACUUAGCUUUAUCUACAGCUGCAGAGUUUCGGGAUCAUCUCUCAACAUUCAGCGACUAUUACGCUUCAUUGGGACCACCGAAUCCCGAUAAUUUGCCUGAAGAUGGUAAAUUGAAAUCCGAAAUGAUGACCAAGGACAAUCGACGUUAUUAUUUGGAUUUAAAAGAAAACGCAAGAGGACGUUUUCUAAGGGUUUCUCAAACAAUUACACGAGGAGGUCCACGUUCUCAGAUUGCCAUACCUGCCCAGGGUAUGAUUGAGUUUCGUGAUGCCCUUACCGAUCUCUUAGAAGAAUUUGGCACCAACGAUGGCGGAUUUAAAGGCGAUCUGCCAGAAGAAAGGCACAUGAAAGUGGAUAAUAAAAAUUUCUACUUUGAUAUCGGUCAAAACAAUAGAGGCGUCUAUAUGCGUAUAAGUGAGGUCAAAUCAAAUUUUCGUACAGCUAUAACUGUACCCGAAAAGUGCUGGACACGCUUUCGUGAUAUUUUCAAUGAUUAUUGUGAAAAAAUGAAAAAAUCGUCCGAAUCACCAUCGUCAAUCACUGCCGAUAACAAUCCCAUACAGCAACAACAACAACAGCAGCAGCAGCAGCAACCACAAGCUAAAUAAAUAUGCAUGUAAAGAGCGUCGUUGGACACACAGCAGCGAAUGUGGAGUAGCGCGUGGGGAGACGAGUAAGGCUUACUUGUGGGGAAGGUUUUUAGAAGAAGUUGAUGAUAGAGUAAUUACACAAGUAGCAGCGGGAAACAAUUGACAAUGUCAUUAUUACUGUUAUAAUCUAUUACAUUCGACACUCUUUACACAACACACACGAAAUACACACACAGACACACACACACGAGCAUCAACCUCAAAUAACAAAGAUAUAAGACCCUCCAAACAUUUGGAAGUGACUUUCUCACUCCCUCCCAGAAUAGUCACUUUUUAGGUCCUUUUGUGUGAUAGUUUGUAGAGAUUUCAAGAUUUAUAACAACAAAAUACAUUACUGUCGGAAUUCUAUCAUUCAUGUUUCACUAAUUAGUUUCUCAUAAUCAACUGUUAUUGCUACAAAUUUAAAAAUAGAUUUUUUGUUGUUGUUUUGGACGCUAACUCAAAAACCCCCAAACAAGAGAAUGUAUGUUAACUUUGCCUUCUGUAAUGAAGAAAGGCCGGUAGCACAGAGGGAUAGCAUACGCCUCACAAUCGUAAGGUUGGCUGUUCAAAUCCCAGUCAGAGAAAAUCAUUGCAAAUAAAAUCUUCGAUUAUGAAUCUUUGAUUUGGAAAAAAAAUAAAUUAGAAAGAGAAAUAAAAAUAAGCCUCACUCUAAAAGGUAAGAAAAACAUUAGGCAAAUAAAAAUUUAUUUUGAUCAAUGACGUUGAGAAUCGAAUUUUACACUUUUUUUAGUGCCUAUUUAGUCACUCAUGGGUAUAUAUCGCCAAGUGGCACGUUUUCUCCCGUACCGAGACACUAAUUAGAGUAAAAAAUGAUAUCGCCUGAGAUUGUUUUCAACUUCCUUGAGUGCAGAUUUAGUGACUCGCACGAUAGAAAAUGUUUGGAGGGGAUAGACGUAUAAAUGUAUAGACUCCUUAACUCAUUGAUUAUUUGUGCACUCACAACUAAACGAAAACGUUAGUUUCAUAACCCCCACCCCUCUGUUGGAGUCUGUUUGAAAAAUCUUCUAAGGAGCCUAAACAUUUAGGUAUGGUCUUUGGACACAAUAAACACACACAUACACACACGUACACAGUUUCAAAACUUAACUGUGUUUUGCCAGAGGAUAAAAGCUUCAUUUGUUAAUAAUAUUAACAAUUGACUAUUUUAAAUUAUAAGAAUAGAAAAAUAACAACAAAAAGAAAAAAAAACCCAGAUUACAAAAAGAAAAGCUCGAUUUUAAUCAAUAUGUUUGUUGACAAUUUGUUUUUUUUUUUUAACUACACAAUGAUCUGAACUAUUAUUAAGCUUACACUCCGAUAUAAGUGUUGCGCGCUGGUUAGGACUAUGGCGCAAACAGCAAACUGUAAUUAAAAAAAAUGAAAUCUAAGAAAUUUACUGUUCGUUCAAAACUAAAAACGAAAAACAAUUGAAAAAACAAACAAAACACACAUACAUACUAAUAUACAAAUGUAACUAAUGGUUCAUUCAUAUUUAGAAGUUAAUCCCUUGAAUUUGCCGAAUAAUGACACUUUUGUAGUUGAGUUGAAAUAAAAAAAAUUUGAACUUUAAAAAAUUGAAAAUUUGAAAAUUUUAACGAAUUUUUAUCUUUUCGGCCAGAAGCUCUGGCAAUUAAAUUUUAAAUAUGAGCGAGAAUAGUUAACGACAAAUUACGAUUACAAAGAACACCAAAACACUCGAACUCACACGUAAAAUACCCAGAACUCACCCACCCACCUCGUAUCACUUUUGUGUCCCGUCUCCAAAGCAGAGGAGAUUGGCGAUGCAUAUGUGAGACAAAACGUCGUCUAAAAUAAUCACUGUUUAUGCAAUGUUGAUACAACACCCACACUUCAAAUGAACACAGACAUUGGAAGUGAUGUUGCCUAUAGAUUCAUCCAAGCUAGCUAUUAAUCCCGUAUACCAAUCAUAAAAUGAUUAAACCAUUGGCCACCUAUAAAAAAGAAAUUUCUUUUUUGUAAACUCUUUCUACUAUACCUUAGUAUUGCCUCUAAACUAUAAACACAUCUCUGCAAUAUGUACACGUUUUAUUAUAGUUCUUUAGGCAUAUUUCGUUAAAAUCUUUUUUGUUUUGAAUCUUUACAUUGAUAUUUAUUAAACAUUGUUUUUUUCUCUUAGUUUUAUACCUGUAUCAUAUUGCGUACGUAAUUGUUUUCAUGUUUAUUUUUUAUUAUUAAUUGAAUUAUAUAUGUACAUUAUAUUUUAUUCAUACUUGAGUUUACUGUGCGAAACGCGCAGAGAUUUACAUUACUAAACAGAAAUCGAAAAUUGUGAUUAUGUGGAAAUUUCGACAAAAAAACGAUGUUAUUAUAUAAUAAAUUUAGUUACUAUCAUAAAUCAAUUGAAUGCAAACCCAAAACAAAGUUUUUUCAUUUGGUUUGAUGAGCACAACUUAGGAGGUGAACAUUUGUAGCGUUACUCUUAAUCAAAGAUUUCGAAAUCGUCUUGUGGAGUUUUAGUAAAAAACCUAUGUAGUGCAAUUUGUUGUAAGGCACACCAAAAUAUUUGCUGUCCCAACAAAAAAUCUAUUACACAAGGAAUAGUUCGUGGACUUUAAUCUAUUACAUAAUAAAAGUGUUUUUUUUCAAAAUUUUAUAAUAAUGUAUUAUAUGUUAGUACCAGGGACGUAGCCAGGGGGGAACCCCCCACCCAAAUGUUUUCGUCUAAAGAAACAAUUUAAACUAGUUUUAUUCUAAACAAAAAAAUUCAGCAACAUUUUUUAAAAAUAUUAAAUUUAAUUUUCAAGUUUUUUGUCUGUUAGGGGGAAGAUCAUUUCAUAUUUAUCAUAUUCUACCAAGACAACAUUUUGCUGAGGUCUGUGCCGCAUAAAAAUAUUUUUCUUAAGGAGAAAAGUGUAAUAAAAUUCUAAACAAAAUUUGAAUGAAUUUUUUUCUAAUCAAAUUUUAAUGAGAUUUUUCUAAAGACAAAAUUUUAGCGUCAUGUUCUCUAAUAACAUAAUAUCAGCAUGAAUCGGACCCCCUCGAAAUAAUUUUUAAGACAAACAUUUUUUCAAAUUUUUUUCCAAAGACAAAAUUUUUACAAAUAAAACUUUCAAAAAAAUUUCAGAGCAAAACUCUAAAGACUGCCUAAGCUCGAGAUUAUUUUUUAAAGACAAAAUUUCAAUAAAAUUUUGUAUUUUGUCCCAAACAACAUUUUCCUAAAAUUUUUCUAUAGACAAAUUUCAAUAAAUAUUUUUAAAGACAAAGCCAUUACGCUGAUUCUCGAUUCCGUUGUCUAAUUUUGAUAAAAUUUUAUAUAUAUUCAUAAUUUAGAGAAUUUAUGUUGACGUGGCAAUUUUUUAAAUAUUUUGAAUUUUAAAAUUUUUUGAAAAAAAAAUAUUUUUAUUUUAUUUAUUACAACAAAAAAGUAAUAUUCUUAAUAUUUUAUGACCAAUUAGCGAAGAAUGCUGGAUUUAAUGAUUUUGGUAUAAAAUCUUACCUGCUGUCAAAGGAAGUAGGAUUAUUGUCAUAAAUUUAUUUUUAUACCCUAAACCACCAUUGUGGUACAGGGUAUUAUAGAUUUGUGCAUUUGUUUGCAACGCUAAGAAGGAGAAGAGCUAGACCCACUGAUAAGUUUACCGAUUGAAUCAGAAUCACUUUCUAAUUCGAUUUAGCCAUGUUCGUCUGUCCGUCUGUGAGUCCCCAUGUAUUCAUGUAAUCAAAGUGCAGGUCGUAUUUGUUGUCCAAUCAUCACGAAAUUUUGCACAUAUCACAUUUUUGGCCCAAGGACGAACACUAUUGAUUUUGAUAAAAAUCGGUUCAGAUUUAGGUAUAUCUCCCAUACAUAUGUAUCGCCCGAUUUGCACUUAAAUUGCCAUAGUAAGGACAAUUUUCAACCGAUCUGCAUAAAAUUUGGCACGGACUGUUUUGUUACCGAUCUUAACAUAUCUACAAAAUUUCAUCAAAAUCGGUUCAGAUUUAGAUAUAGCUCCCAUAUAUAUGUAUCGCCCGAUAUGCACUUAAAUGGCCCUAGUAGCUACAAUUUUCAACCGAUCUGCACAAAAUUUGGCACGGACUGUUUUGCUACUGAUCUUAACAUAUUUGCUAGUUUUAUUUAGAAACGAUCAAGUGCAACAAUACAUUAAAACGAAUUCCAGAAAUCUCACUCCUAAGAAUUUUGAAAACUUUGUCAUUAGAUUUUUGGGAUAUAAAAAAUUGCCGACUUUUGACAAGCCAAUUUUCUUUCAAAACAUGAGGGGAAAAUUUUGUAUAACUCAUUUCAGUCGUCCACCUUAUGUUCAUUCAAAUUUCAUUAAGAUACCUCUUUCUUUUAUGAGCAAAAGUCACAGCCGAUGGGUCAGUUCCUGCACACAGUAGCGACCACAAUUUUAAACCUAAUUUCUGAUUUUGACAAAAAUGUGGGGUAGGCCCGCCCUCCCCAAAAUAAAAUCCUGCCUACGUCCCUGGUUUGUACAUUAACAUAAUUUCAUUUUUACAAGCUUUUCUAGUAGACAAGGAGUAGGUGCUAACAUAUUAGAUCUAAGGCCUUUAAGUAAAGCAGCUAACGUUCGCUGUUUCUAGAGGUAUGUCCUUCAAUCUUAUCUAAUCUAUGCCAUGCCCGGGUUCAAAUCCUGCCGACGAGAACAACUUAAAACAUUUUUCAGCGGUGGUUGUCCCCUCACCAAAUGCUGGCAACAUUUGUGAGUAUUUCCGCCAUGUACAACUUCUCAACCAAAAGGUGUCACUUUUCAGUGACACGCCGUUCGGACUCGGCAUAAAACAAGAGGUCCCCUUAUCAUUGAGCUUAAAUUUGAAUCGGGCAGCACUCAAUUGAUAUUGUGUGAAGUUAGUAUCCCUCUAAUUUAUUCCCCAAUGGGAUAUUUGGGAAACACUAAAUCAAUCAUAAAUCAAAUUUUUAAAUUCGACUCGUCAAGAGCAUAUUUUCUCAGUUAUCUCCAUUCGAUUCCUCUAAAUUAAGUUUGAUGGAAUGGUGUCCAUCACUAGGGCUCCGUAGAAAUGCCUAUACUAUUACUGAGAUGUAUUUUCCACAAUUUGAGUAGAUCAUUUGGUCUUAUCUGAUUAGUAGUAUCUGCUAUACUGUAAGUAAACGUGAGGCUUUCAUUUGUAAAGCGGCAGCGAGGGAAGCUUGCUAGACAACUGCCUUCAAACUGACCUUAGUUUCAUUUACGUUAAUUUUUUUUUUUAAAUUCAUAUUUUUUAAUUUGUUAUAAAAUAUACGAGUGUGUUCUGGGUUUAACUUUCACUUUUUCCACUGAAAAAAGUUGUUUCAAAGGGUAAAGAGAAAGCGAAUCCUAGAACAGACCAGAUAACAAUGAUUAAGUAAACUUUUAGUUAAUUACUCGCCAAACAUAGCAUGCAUCACAUUUUUUUUGUUGCAAAUUACUUUUAUCAUUGAAUUUAAAUAUUUUUAAAAUGUUAUAACAAUGAAGAUAGUUUUCUAAAAAAAAAAACACAUGUAAAAAUAGGAAAAACCCCACUUGCUUGAGAGUAUGUAGCUAUAACAACAAUAAGCAACUUGCUAAAAUUAUAAAUCAUAUUGACAAUAUGAUUUUCAAUGUCUGUAUCAUAAGCUAUCAUUUACCGGAAGGGGUUACGCAGACUCUAAGUUAAUGGUCUUAUUAUAAUUUCCCUUCUCUCUGCAAGACGAUCACAAUUAGUUAUAAUUUGAAUUGCCAAAAAUAAACAAAAAAGUCAUUGAUCCGAUUACGAUUGAAAGUCUAGAACUCUUUAGCUUUAUAAAGUUUAUUAUGGAAUGAAAAUGUUGUUUUUUUUUUUGCAAUAUAUGAAAUAAAGGGCAGAAUUCGAUUCAGAGGUCACAACAGAAAUGAAUCAUGCAGUCCGAUUUCAAAGUUUUUUUUUUUUGGUAUUCUGAACAAGAGUUAUUUAAAUCCAAAUCAGACAAUUUUUUUUGUUAUUUUUUUAUUUUGAACAAGAAUUAGUUGUUGUUGUUGUUGUGGUAGCAGUGUGUUAUACACUGAGGCGGCAGCCCUUGCCGAUGAAGAACUCCAUCGGGCCAAUCAGUCAGACAUGUCUACGAUACAAGCACAUCAGAUUGAUUCUUUUUCCAAGAAAUAUGCCUCAGAAAUGUAUGGAUUCUUUUAAACUUAACGUUAAAUUCCACAGAAUUUCAAGAAGAUAAAGAUAGACGACAAUGGCAGAUCUAUAAGAUAUUUUAAAAAUUUUUUGACUUACAUGCAUAUUUGGGACUUUCUACCAUUACCGGUCCAUAAACGUUCCCGCAGCGGCCGGUCCUAUCGAUCGAAACGAGUUUGAUCACAUAUCGAGCUUGAUGAGGAUCGCUACCUACAACAACAACCGGCACAUAAAUGAAAUACUUUUCAUGUUGCUGUUGCCACAUGUGGAGGUGGCGAUCCUACAAAAAUACAAUAAAAAUUUGCGUAAGAUGUGCACGCUUAUCAAUACAAACUGCUUUUUUGAACCUUAGCCUCAAGAUUUCUCCCAUUGUACUUCAGCUCUUGAUUUGCAAGGGUAGACUCUCUCUCCAGGGCUCAACACCUGUCUCAGAAUCUAGUCAAUGUGUCAAUUCUUCCACUUGGGACUUAUCAUAUGGUGGAUUCUUAUCGGAUGUAAUGCCGAUAUCGAUGACUGUAUACGUCGGAUCUUCACUGUUGAUCCUAUAAGCUACUUUGGCGUAAUGCCGAUGUCGAUGACUGCAUACAUCAGAUCUUCACUGUUGAUCCUAUUAGCUACUUUGGCGAUAAUCACUGAUAAAGGCUUCUUACCUUUAUCAGUGAUUAUCUUCCUACUCCAAGAUGACUGUGGUUUUUUUUCGAGCCACAGUCUUCCCUGAGGACUAAGAGGUUGGGCGUGCCUGUACCAGCUUUGGCUCCCUCCGUAGCUUACUGGAUUCUUUAUUGCGAUAGGGCUGACUUGAAUUUCGCAGAGUACUUGAAAGCGGAGAGCAUUGUUUCUUUUUUGGCGGUUUCGCAGUGUUAAGCUUUUUGGGAGAUCUGAAUCUUUCUAGCUUCCGCAGAAUAGUUGGAGGGUUUUUGAAUCCCCAAGAACAUUCAGCACUUUCACCAGAUUGCUCUGCCGAUACAUCUUCUACAGUUUCGUGUUAUCAUCCGGUUGACUUCUUUGAAAUCGGCUGCAAUGACAUUGUGGUUGAGUAAAAAUUUGCAAAUUUGGUCCUUAAACAUUCCACUAAGGAACAGGGGCAAACUUCUCAUAAUCAAUGAGUACAGUCCGAGUCAAGUUUAAGCUCAAUGAUAAGGGGCCUCCUUUUAAUAGUCCGAACGGCGCGGCGCAGUGUGAUACCUCUUUGGAGAGAAGUUUUACAUGGCAUAGUACCUCACAAAUGUUGACAGUAAUAGGAGGGAAAAACCACUGCUUUGAAAUUUUUUUUUGAUGGUCUAUCCAGGAUUCGAACCCAGGCGUUUAGCGUCAUACGGCGGACAUUAUAACCUCUGCGCUACGGUGGCCUUCAUUGGUUGUGGUUGAGUCUGUUUCGGAAAUUCUGUUCUAGUUGUGCGCUUGAUGUAUUAAUCUCGACUGCAUAGCACCCAACCAUGCAAGAGUGGGUUCACAAUUGAUGUAUCUGGACGACUCUUACCCUGGCAACUGAUCACGCACUGUUUUAGGGCUCCCUGCGCCGUGAGUUUUUUUCUUCAUCUUUUUUUUUUCAAUCUCCAAAAUAAAAGUUAGGUGCUUAUGGGUUUACAACAUGGCUUUUGCAAAUUUCCUGUUAAAAGCUUUCUACGAUGUGUCAUUUAGCGCUCCGUCAUUCGGACCCAGUCAUUAUCGAGCUAAACUCGAGUUCAACCAGCCACUGUUUAAUAAAGGUGCCUACGUGCCCGAAUAGAAGUUGGCUGAAAAUUUAAGAUUUUUCCAAAGAACCAAAACUUCAAACUCAAGCUGCUAUCUUAAAAUUUAAGUUGUUUUGCCCCAACGGGCCACUUGUUUCGAAUUUCGAUUGCUGAUUGAUUAUCAUUUUACUUUACAGAUGACUGCCCAAUUAUUAUUUUUUUGAAAAAAUUUGUUUUUGAAUUUAGUAUAUUUUCGUAAAAAAAAUGGUUGAACAUUUAAAGGCGCUUCUUACUGUGAGGCUAUUCUGUAUCUUUAACAUUACUCAUUGCCUUUCCCCAAAGUAAAUUUUCUAACCUUCAACACGUUUUCCUUCAUUUAAAGAUUUGUGUUUAAAAAAGGCGCAAAGUUAAGGACCUAUUAAACUACCGUUUAAGAAAAAAAUCCUAAAUAUCAAGAAAAUGUUUACUUAAAAAGUUUCAAAAUUGGUGAUCUUUGAAUUAAGUUUGAGAUCUUUGGCCCAAAUCUUUAAAAUAAAGACAAAAAAAAAUUCAGCUGGAAAUUCUAGCUAUGAGUGCUAUUUUCACUGAAAAUACAACUCAAGGCUGAUUUACAUAAAAUUUUCUCAUUUGCAUACAAAAACAACAUUUUGGUAAUUUUGCUAUGUUUAGUUAAGGUAUCCUCAAUAUAUUAUCAAGUUGGGACACGAAAAACUUCUGGACAAAUAAUACCAAUAGAAAAAACAUGAGUUCAGUGUGCCUCCGUCCCUGGUAAAUGAAAGUUGGCGUUAUCACUAACACUUAAAUAAGAAGAACAACAAAAAAAAAGACAUUUAUAGGAAAAUACCAUGUCUAUAUGAAAGGAGGCAUAACUUUUGAUUGACUUAACCAUAUAUCGUAAGCGAGAGAAAGAGUUUGUAGAUGUAUAUAUGAUUAUAACAGUUAAUUUGAAAAAAAAAAUAACAAAAACACAAAAAUAAAUAAAAAGCAGAUAACAAGAAAACUAUCAAAAUUACCUAGUUGUGUUAACAAAAAAGAGUAAAACGUAAUGAAAAAAUUAAACAAAUGCAAAUGAAAGAAUAUUUAAAUAAGAGAUAAUGAAAUAACAGAGAAAACAAAUCCUUAUAAGUGUUAGCAAAUUACAAGUAUAUGAAUGAAACAAAAACAACAACAACAAAGAAACAAAACAACAAAAAAACAUCAACCUGAAAAUAAUUAUUAUAUCCUCCACCACAAUAUGUUGUGGGGGCAUUUUAUGUACUAAGUUUAAAAAUUCAUUUCUGUUUGUAUAACAAACAAAUCAAAGCCAUAGAUCGCAGAUCGAACUGUAUGACAGUGAAAGAAUGUCUCGUGUCCGUUGUCAGUCUGUAUGGUUGGGGGGGAUAGACACAAUCAAAACAAACAGAAACAAAAAACGAAGAAUCUUGACGGUUCCGAAGAUUGUAUAUUAAAUUUGCAGCGUGAUUGUUACACAGGAUCUAAUCCUCAAGUGAGGUUAUGGUGUGUUGUGUAUAUAAAGCAUAGCUUGUUUUGAAGAAAUUUUUAUUAUAUUUUCUUAGGUGAUAUUUUCUACAACAAAUUUUUAUUUAAGCUAAAAAUUAUCAAUUUUUUCCAUGACUUGGCUAGCAUUUUGAAAACAAUAUUUGUAGUCGCACAGUGAUCGAUUCGAUUCCAGCCAAAAUUUGUAGGCGAGUAGAGGACCUACUCCCUUAGCAUAUGGUUUAUCCAGUCUCUAAGGACCGGGUCCACCCGGUACUAGUCUAACGAUUGGAUCAGCGUGUCGCUCUGCACAUUGUUAAAAGCCCUCGAUGUCAAUGCAUACCGCCAGUGUGUACGUUUUGGCAUCCAAGGAUUCUUCUAUUUUAUGCACAACCUCGUGCAGGGCAGUCUCCACCGACCUUCCCUUGACAUAGGCAUGCUGUUUGUAUUUGAGCAGUUCGCUGGAUGUCCAUGGUUUUGAGUAGAAAGGAUGUAAGGCUUAUGGAUCUGUAGGCCUUUGGUGUCGCAUAACUUGCCUUGCCGGGCUUGGGUAUAAACACCACCCUUGCCUCCUGCCAGGCUUUCGGAGUAUAUGAAAGUCCUAGGCACGCUGUGAAAAUUUUGGCCAGACGAGGCGCCAGAGAGUCUGCCUCUUUCUGUAGUAACGACGGAAAUAUUACAUCAGGUCCAUCUGACUUAAAUGGUUUGAAGCUCCUCUAGGAUUCCUUCACCAUAAAUGCCGUUAUAAACCUUCGAUCAAAGCCAUUAUUCCAAGAUUCCGGUGUCUCCAUGAGUUUUCAAUGGGUUUUCAUCAAAAGCCUCAACAUGUCCUCCGUUGUCUCUGCUCUCACUCCCAUGUCGUCUACUAAAAUUUCAGUUUGGAUAUGGAUUUUUGAGAGAAACUUUUUUAUCUUGGCGGCGUCAUUAACGCUAUCGACCUGUUCGCAGAAAAGCUUCCAGGAGGCACUUUUGCCGCUCUGGUAAUCUUAUUGUAUUCUUUGAGCCGUGUGUAAUACACAUCCCAAUAAACUUCCGCGUUUCUACGAAGUGAUCUGUUAAAAAGUCUGCGAACCUCUUUCCCAAUAUUGCGAAUCUCCCCGGUCAUCAAUGGUUUUUCUUGGGCUGAAUUUCCUUUCCCGAAUUUCCUUUUCCUGAAUUUCCUUUCCAUUCCCCACCAGUGCAGUCGUAAUCCUGUUGACAUUUUCGUCAAUCUCUUCUAUGUUUGGACAAUCUAAAUUAUCUUGCCCUAGUCUUCUUCUGUGUAGCCUUCCGAAUUUUGUCCUGUUGGUUUUCAACUUAUUCCGGAAUCUUAUCGGGUUCGGCGCUGGCUGUGCUAUUCUAAACCUAAUGUAGCGAUGGUCAGAGAAAGAGUGUUCCAUGGAGACCCUCCAAUUCCAUGGAGACCCUCCAAUUCCAUGGAGACCCUCCAAUUCCAUGGAGACCCUCCAAUUCACAUCUAAUACCUCCUCCCUAAUGCUAUUAACAAAGAUUCACUCCAAUUCACAUCUAAUACCUCCUCCCUAAUGCUAUUAACAAAGAUAGCGGUGUUUAUUAGUGGUGGUACUAUCUCACGAAAUGUGGUGAGAGUUCGCAUCGCACCCUAUUAGUACCUCGUUUCCUGUCUGUUUUGCUUUCCUCACCAGCCGUUGCAGCUCCGACGUAGGUGGCGGUGUCGGAGAGUCGAAAUGCAGAUAAAGUGAUGCCAGGUAUGCUCCAUCGUCUCCCUGUCUCACCACUGUUUCAUCCAACGUUGACAACUCUGGGGAAAAUAUAUAAUUAUAAUUUUUAUGACAAAUAACGCAGGUCUUCGGCCGAGUACCAGUGUUAUCAUAGAAUAAUUGGUAGUUCAUAUGGUUCAGUCCAGAAACUUUGUUUCGGAAUUAAGGCAAUAUCAAUCUUGCUCUUGAUCCGGUGGAGGUUUAUCUGGAUUACCUCAAUCAUUGGUACUCCAGUAAAUGGUCAUCUUGGGAGUCGGUAAUGAUCUCAUCGUCUGCUCCCUGUUCUUUAGACUGCAUUGACUUUCCUGUCACCGCACUGCCUGAUGUCAUCGUUUUAGGUUCUUUGCCUAGUCUAGUCUUCCGACUUUUUAUUAAGUCGGUAAUGGUUGCAUCGUCGGGUCCCUGUUCGUUAAGUUUUAUUGGGUUUCCAUUUCCUGUACUGCCUAAUGUUUCAAUACUAGGAUCUUUGCCUAUCUUAGCCUUCCAAAUCUUAAGUAAAUGGGCUUCAUGGGAGUAGGCGAUGGUACCAUCAUCGGCUCCCUGUUCGUUGGGUUGCAUUGAGACUCCUGUCGCUGCGCUGCCUAAUGUUUCAAUAUUAGGAUCUUUGCCUAGACCCAGAUGGAUCCGUCGUCGGGUUCCUGUUUAUUAGGCUGUAUUGGGUCUCUCGCCACUGCACUGCCUGAUAUUUUAGUAUUAGGAUCAUUGCUUCCCCUAGUCUUUCCAAUAUUGAGAGAUGCCGUGAUUGUCUGUCGUUGUUAAUGCUAUACAUCUCUGGAAUAAUCUUCCCAAUGUAUUCAAAUUAUUAGUAACGAACGACAGUUCAAAUCUUCGAUUUAUAAUCAUUUUAAUUUAUUAUUGGUUUUGUCUUUUAUAACUAUUUAUUCAUUUAUUUUAUCAGUAACUUUGAUUGAAUUGUUAAAUUUUCUUUUAAGUUUUUUCUGCUUUUUUAAUUUUUUUUUACCUUUUUUUAUUUAAAUAUUGUAUCAGUAACUUUGCUUAAAUUGUUAAAUAUUUUUUACCAAUUAUUGUUCUAUUUAAAUGAAAACUUGUUGUACUUAUUGUUCAAUUUACCAACCCAAGCUUUAUAUAAGACAUUGUCGUUUGUAUGGGUUUUAUAUUAUAAUAAAAUACAAAUACAUUGUAUUUAAGUUUAUUUUCAAGAAACUGUUUAUUUAUUUGUAUUUCAUAUCUGUUUAGCACUUAUUUAAUUAAUAAUACUUUACUCAAUUUUAUUUGUUUUUAAAUUAUUUAGUUAAUGUUUUAAAUUAUUGAAGUAUCAAAAUUGUUUACUCAUUGUAGAAGUUUUAUUUGCCAGAAAUUUAAAACUAGUCAGCUCAAAAUGGAAAAUUCCAAAUCUUUUUGUUUCUAAUGCAGCUUUUCAUGGAAAAUAUUGUAUAAAUGAUUCGAUCAAUUUGUUUUUGUUUACGGGUCAAAUUUAAACAAAACUAAUUUUGGGUAAGAUAGAACCGCCGAGGACCUGGAUUUUGUAGUAUUUUCAAAAUACAGAGAACCAAAUUCUUCUCGUACAUUUCUGAAAAUCAAACAAAGAAAAAAUAAUAAAAUUAUGUUGGAGGGUAUAAUAAAUUCGGCCAAGUCGAAUAUGCAUAGCACUCUUAAUUGUUUUUAGUAAAAAAUUCUAAUAAAAUAAAUAUAUAAAUAGAAUGUAAUAAUAUAUAUAUAUAUAUAUAAAUAUAAAUAAAUAAAUAUAUAAUUAUAGAGAAACAACAAUGUCCUAAAGUAACUGAGAAAUAAUACAAAAAAUUGAAACAAAAAGGUCCUUCUAAUCUGUGUUUGUAAUUCUAUGUUAACAAAAUGAAAAUGAAAUGAGGAAAUGCAAACGAAAAAUACGAAAAAAGCCAAUCUGAAACAAUGAGGAAAAAACAGCCACCAAAUGUGUUAUAAUUGAUUUCCUCCUCAAUGUUGGCAGUACGCUUUUAAAAGUAUGAGAAAAAAUGCUGAUAACAAUAAAACAACAAACACAACAAAAAAAAAAUCGGAACAGAGACAUUUUCCAAAGGGAAAUGAAGCCAAAAUGGAAACGUUUAAAAAAAAAUUUAAUUUAAAAAAUCGCAAUUAAUGUAAAGGAAAAAAAAUCCCGGAUAAAAACAUCCUUAAGGGCUUACAUUUUCUCAAUCUAAAAUCAUGUAUUGUUAAACAAAUCAUAUGAUAAUGAACGAUGUUGAACUGCUGUUUGAUUUUGACUCAAUCAUAUGUAUGUAGAUUCUUUACGGAGUAAUCCCCAGGUAUACUCAAUCUUUUCUGUACAAUGUUUUCUUUGAGAUGUUUAUUGAAGUUGAUAAUUGAAGAUGUGUUUGUAUAAAACUCACCAUAAACAAAACUGUAAUUAAAGUCGCACUUUUUGUUGAAGCUCCCGUAUAGUGCCCAAAUAAAUAGUUCUUCCAUUUUGAAUUUCUGUAAGUACAGAGGGAUGUCAUUGGUGUAUUCAAUGGUUUGUUGCACAUAGGUCUAUAUUUCGAUAAAAGGUCCAUAUAAAAAGAUUUAACUCAGAACGAGUUAUUUUAAAAUUUAAAGUAUGGAAUUACGAGUAAUGUUAAUAACAUCGUCCAUAAUUAAUAUCCCAGCAAAAUUUUUCCUUCCAAAGUUGUAAAAAAACUUUAGUUUUAGGGGAUCUGGAUGUACUUAAAAGUUCAGUCUUGUAUUUCUGACAAACAAACUCAAGUCAGGAAUCAAAAGACAUUAUUUCGAUAAACACACACUGUGCAAGUAUCGAUAGAACAGUGCCACACAAUCCACUUUUCGACAAUUUUCAAGGGAAAACUAGGCCGAAAAACAUGCCCAUACCAAAUUUAAAGACGAUCGGAUGAAAACUGCGACCUGUACUUUGUACACAAAUUAACAUGGACAGACGGACAUAGCUAAAUCGAAUCAGAAAGUGAUUUGAGUCGAUUGGUAUACUUAUCAAUGGGUCUAUCUCUCUUCCUUCUGGGUGUUACAAACAAAUGAACUAGGUAAUAAUACCCUGUACCACAGUAGUGGUGUAGGGUAUAAAAAUUGUUGGAUACCCUACCAAUCCAAUCAACACCAAAUCCCGCUUCUGUUCAAGCAGCUGUAAUCAAUCUUCGGCCUGAUGUACCUAGUGUAGAUAUUAAAAAGAUCAGAGGGAGUGAAAUAUUUCUUACAUCGCUUAAGAAAGCCAAAGCUCUUAAAUUCUUCCUUAUAUUUAUAUAAGAAAAGGUAAGAUGGAAGGACACGAUUGUCAGCCCAUAGCUUAAGCUCAGACAAAACUCUCCAGUGUCGUGGCAAAAACGCCUGCUACUGAAGUUGAAUUGGAAUCAGCAACCACAGUAUUCAUACAGCUUAACCGUCCUUCAUAUUGUGGGGUUUUUUUUAGCAGAUGUUGACACAGGGGCCAUACUCCUCGAUUUCGUUGCUGGUGGAGGAGUUGAUACGUUCCUUACUCGUCCAUAACUGAGAGACUGCCGAUCCCUGAUCGUAUAUAGAGAGGGAGUGGCUAAAGAAGUCUUAAUUUCUUCUUCAAGCCAGGGUCUGCCAUCUCGUGUCAAGGAGAUGCUUUCUAUUUGGGUCGGUUUAUGCCUUUCUCCCUGAGUGAGAGUUCGGCCGUGCUCUUACCGACAAACAUUCGCAGGUAAAAGCAAACCCGUUCAUAGGGGUCUCACGCUUUUAUGGCUUUUGACUUUUCCUCGCAAGUGACCUUCACUUGACCUAACAAGAUCCAAUACACUCUGCCUUGUGAAAAAAGUGUUUCAGUGACCUUUGAUUAACUGCCAGCCUUUUUUGAGAUGGAGGUUACUCCAUGGCGUUAUCAUACAUCUUCACAAAUGAAAAGGGUUCCUGGUUUGCACGACAGAAGAAGAUGAUGAGAUCAUAGUGAGCUCCAGAUGCUCUUCCGAUAAAGUCAGGACCUUGCCUGGCAAAGUCUGAUCCUCUAGCAUGUCCAAUGAAACACUCUCCCACCUGAGUGCAAUGCAUGGCUAAUCGUUUUAAAUUUCUAGAACAGGCUUCUCUAGAUCGCUAUAUUGCGCGGCUAGGUCGCUAUUGAGUUGUUGAUCCUACAAGGGUAAGGAACAGGAGGCAAGGAUUGGAAAAGUCGCUAUUAUUCGCUGAGGCGUACAGGAAGAUCGGUCUAUAUGGAGUAUAGGGAAUUUGGUAUUUUACAUAUUAAACUUCAGUCCAAUCUUCAGAAAAUUAAAGAAGGACCAUUUUAUAUGGGAGCUAUAUCCAAAUCUGAAACAAUGUGGCCAAUUUGCACUACUCAACGAACUACAAUACAUCAAUAACAAGUAUCUGAGGGAAUUUUCAAAUGGAUAUCUUUAUUCGUUCGACCACUAUUAUCGACGGACAGACAUGACUUUAUCGACAUAGUAGAAUGUUGAAACUCUCAGGAAAAUAUUUCGAGGUGUUACGAAAGGAAUGGCGUGUUUUAAGGUGGUAGGCGUUAAACUGAAGAUUUUUAUGUUAUGCAUAUAUGUGAUUGAUUCUCUAGUUCAAGGCGCACAUUUAGUGGGUUUCAGUAAUACUUUGCUGUAAAAAUAUCAAACCGAAUGACGUUCAAUAUCAAUAAAGUUGAUGACGACAAAACAUUGACAUAAUCUAUGUAGUCGGUCUUUUAAAAGCGCACAUAAGCCCCAUGUUGCACCCUAUCAGCCGGUAGUUGUCUCCAGCAUUACUACCUGAAGUACAAUGUUGUUCAGCAAUUUGUCCCCAAGCUAUUUAUAUACAUUCGACCAUUUCUACUGGAUUUUAAAGCAAAUUUAACAGCAAACGGUCAUUGAUGUUCGUUUUUACUCAUGUUAUACCAUUUUGGCUGAUUUUCAUCUAGAUAGAAUGCCUGUUGUAAAUUACAAAAAAAGAAUAAUUAUAAAAACAUAGUCUAAUAAAGAAGAUAUAUAAUUAAUAUAAUUAAUUUAAAACCACAUGGAAAAUGUUAAACAAAAAUGAGAGAAAGAGUAAUUGUUUUUAGUAUCAAUCAUUACAAUUAUGAUAAAAAAAUAUUAUUUUUUCUAAAAUUAUAGUUACGACAUAUUUACUUGAAAAUAUCCUCUAAUUAAUUCAAAUAAAAUCUACUUUAGCCAAAUUAGCUAAAUACUGUUGAUGUAACUUAAAAAAAACAAAACGAAAUGAAACAAAACCAAAUUUGUAUUAAUUUUUUUCUAUAUUUAUUUAAAAAUUUAGUUAAAACUUCUUUUUUCUCCAUAUGGAAUGAUGUUGUUUGUGUAUGUACGAGUAUAUGUAUGUAUAUGUGCACCGUUAGACAAACAGUUACCAAUUGGGUAAUGAAUAAGGACAGUUGAAAGCGCCUAAGAAGGAUAACAUGUGUCAUCUUCCUUCCUUACUGCUGUACUGCUCUCAUGAAUGAAAAAAACCAAGUUAGAACACAAAACAAAAACCAAGAAACCGAAAAUACAAUAAGAGAACGAUUUCAAUAAUAAAGAUUUAGAACUAGUUUGGACUCUGA